Messenger RNA from Insectozyma verbasci, 579 nucleotides. The record is from the annotation of a GenBank genome assembly. NCBI's taxonomy places the organism in Eukaryota, Fungi, Ascomycota, Pichiomycetes, Serinales, Debaryomycetaceae.
AUGUCAAAUUCAAUUACAUUUGUUACUGGUAAUGAAAAUAAAUUGAAAGAAGUAGUAGCUAUAUUAUCUGGUUCUCCUAAUGAUUCAAAAGUUGGUAAAUUUACAAUUGUUAAUAAGUCUUUAGAUCUUGAUGAGAUUCAGGGUACUAUUGAAGAAGUUACAAUUCAUAAAGCAAAAUCUGCUGCUCAAAUAAUUAAUGGUCCUGUUUUAGUAGAAGAUACAUGUUUAGGUUUUGAAGAAUUUAAUAAUUUACCAGGUCCUUAUAUAAAAUGGUUCGUUAAAAAUUUAGGUUUACAAGGUAUUGUUAAAAUGUUAAGUGGUUUUGAAAAUAAAUCAGCUAAUGCAAUUUGUACUUUUGGUUAUUGUAAAGGUCCAAAUGAAAAAGUUGAAUUAUUUCAAGGUAUAACUAAAGGUAGUAUUGUUGAUAGUAGAGGUCCUACUAAUUUUGGUUGGGAUUCAAUAUUUCAACCUGAAAAUUAUAAUCAAACAUACGCUGAAAUGGAUAAAGUUGAAAAAAAUAAAAUAAGUCAUAGAUUUAAAGCAUUAGAUAAACUUAAAAAUUACUUGUUAAAUGAAUGA